UUCAAUUCUUAUUUAUGGUUUUUUCAAACAUUUAAUUAAGGCAACAUAGAUAAUCCAUCAUAAAUGUGGAUGAAUUCUUUGUAAUUCAGUGGCCUCUUUUCUUCCAGCAACCAGAUAUGUUUAUUUGACAUGAAAAAGCCACCAGUGGUUGAAAUAUGGCUUUCCAGUUUUUCUGUUUUUACAUGGUUGCUAAAUUUAGAGGGAUCAUUUUCCAAACAUUUACAGCUAAAAAAAAUGCUUAGAAAUGUGGGUUCCACUUAACUUGUAGCUAGUAAACACUUGUAUGUCAUAAAUUCUACCUACUUGUAGCUUUUAAGGUUGCAUUUGUAAUCUCUAAUCUAAUAUUUUAUCAGGAAAAAACCUAGAAAGUGUUUGUACCUUUCAACACUUUUCAGAGUUCAGUAUGGGUGAAUACUCUACUGUUGCACCUCUACUAUCAAAUGAUGACAUAACUCCUGUGCUUGAAAAUAAAUCAGUACCCAUUUUCAAGUUAGCAGCAAAAUGGGUUCUCAAGUUGUUAAUGUGGGUGGUUUUUAUUGCCUGGAUUUCCCUCAUGUUUUUUUAUCCUUCAGAAUACAUGAUCCAUUUGGUUAACCAUAUAUGGAUUGGUGCUACUAGUGGAACUGUUUUUGGGCUCGCAGGCAGCUUAUUUUUCGCAUUCACAGCACCAGUUCUCAUAUUAGCAUUUCUUGCUGUGUUAUAUCUUAUCAUCUCAGAAGGAGACGAGAUUCAAGAGAAGAAGACUUUGAAACGUCCAACUUUUCGCCUAUGGACAUUCCCUGUACUAGUAAACGGCCCGUUUGGGGUGGUGACUGCUGCAGAACUUAUAGGGAUAGCUCUUGUUUCUGUAUUUGUUAUCUGGGCCUGUGCUGCUUAUACUAUACGCGAUUGGGGUGAGAUUUCCAAAGAUCAAGUGACUUCCUUCAUUAAGAGCUGUUUGAUGUUAGAGCGAUCAGGAGCUAGACUUGGCCUGAUUGGGUUGUUUUGCUUAUCACUUCUGUUUCUUCCGAUUUCGAGGGGGUCUAUUCUUCUUCGCCUUAUAGACAUCCCUUUUGAGCAUGCCACCAGAUAUCAUGUUUGGUUGGGACAUCUUACCAUGGCGCUCUUCACUCUCCAUGGAUUAGCUUAUGUGAUUGCUUGGGCAAUGGAGGGUCGACUUAUAGAACAAAUUUUCGAAUGGAAAGAUAUUGGUGUGGCCAAUCUUGCUGGUGUCAUAUCACUUGCAUCUGGGAUAUUGAUGUGGGUGACUUCCCUUCCUGGAGUAAGGACGCGGAAUUUUGAGCUAUUCUUCUAUACCCAUCAACUCUAUGUUGUCUUCGUCGUCUUCCUAGCUAUGCAUGCUGGUGACUUCAUCUUUUUCAUGUGUUCUGGAGGAAUAUUCCUCUUCAUGCUUGAUCGGUUUUUAAGAUCUAUCCAAUCUCGCAAGACUGUUGAUAUCAUUUCAGCCACAUCACUUCCUUGUGGAACUGUAGAGCUAGUGCUUUCAAAACCUGCAUGUCUUAGGUAUAAUGCUCUCAGCUUUAUUUUCCUUCAAGUUCGGGAAUUAUCUUGGCUUCAGUGGCAUCCUUUCAGUGUGUCAUCUAGUCCUCUAGAGGGUAGGUACCACCUUUCAGUUCUUAUAAAAGUUCUUGGAGAGUGGACAGAGAAGCUCAAAGGGAAAAUCUCAAACAAUGAGGAACGUCAGAAGCUGCUAGAAACUCGGCUCAAGUCUCUGAUAACUGCUUCUGUAGAGGGGCCUUAUGGGCAUGAAUCACCAUAUCACUUAACGUACAAGCACCUGAUUUUAGUAGCUGGUGGCAUUGGUAUUUCUCCCUUCCUUGCUAUCCUAAGUGAUGUCAUGCAUCGUCUCAAAGAAGGCAAACCUUGCAUGCCUAAAAAUAUCUUGAUUGUUUGGGCCAUCAAAAAGUCAGAUGAGCUGCCACUUCUGUCAAUGAUAAAUAUGGAUUCUAUAGACCCUAUUUUCUAUGAUGCCUUAAAUCUAGACAUUCAAAUUUAUGUCACCCGCGAAUCAGAACCUAAAGUGGAAGAAGGGAAAGCAUUCGGCGCUAUGAACACCUGCACAUAUCCCAUUUCAAAACGAUCUGCCAUAUCAGUUUUGGUUGGUACUGGAGAUAACAUAUGGACUGGGAUUUACAUCGUUGCUUCUUCAAUUGGAUUCCUAACCUUUCUAGCUCUAUUAGAUGUGCUUUAUAUAAAUCCAUAUAAUAUAACUAUUUGGUGGUACAAGGGGCUUCUUGUAGUAGUGUGCAUGUUAGCUGGUGUUGUCAUAUUUGGGGGUGUAGCUGUGGCCUUUUGGCAUCAAUGGGAGCGAAGAAUGUUGGCGUCCGAGAGUAACAACUAUGAUACCAAAAAAUCUAACAGGGCGCUUCAUGAUGUAGCAGUUGAACACAAGAAUUCAAAUCAAGAAUAUCUUGUUAAUUCAAGUACUCUUCGGUAUGGAUGUAGGCCAGAUUUCAAAGAUAUAUUUGGAUCAGCUUCAGACCAUUGGGGAGCAGUUGAUGUUGGUGUCCUAGUCUGUGGUCCUGAAACUCUUACAUCGACUGUCGCCACGGAGAUCAGGUCACACAGCCUAAGGAGAAAGCAUAAUCAUCCAGUUUUCCAUUUCAAUAGUCAUAGCUUCGAUCUCUGAAGUACCCCAAUCGGUGUUCCUCUCUAUGGUAAUUCACAUUUAAGUUGAGCACUUUUAAAAGGGAGUGAAAAGUCUGCAUGCAUUUGAUGCCCUUAUAUCCAUCAGAGCUUGCUUUGGCACAAGCUCUUCUUCUUAUCUCCAUUUUAUGUCAUCGCUGAUCGCCCAGCUUAGUAGCUUAUCUACUUGAAUUUCUAUUAUAAAUGUAUAUAUUUAUAUUCUGUAAAGAGGUUGUAUUAUACUUUCCUUUGCAUUGUAUAUAAUACAUGUACAACUCACUAUUAUCCUAGUUGCAUAUAUAUAGAUUUUAAAUACAAUGAAUAUAUAUCAUCACUAUUAGUUAAAA
Molecule: messenger RNA, 2972 nt
Organism: Beta vulgaris subsp. vulgaris (sugar beet)
Lineage: Eukaryota; Viridiplantae; Streptophyta; Magnoliopsida; Caryophyllales; Amaranthaceae
Product: ferric reduction oxidase 7, chloroplastic
Exons: 9
Coding region: 404-2629 (741 amino acids)
Cellular component (GO): plasma membrane
Molecular function (GO): oxidoreductase activity
Source: RefSeq, a predicted model, not a curated record